Molecule: messenger RNA, 2143 nt
Organism: Conger conger (European conger)
Lineage: Eukaryota; Metazoa; Chordata; Actinopteri; Anguilliformes; Congridae
Gene: slbp2
Product: stem-loop binding protein 2
Exons: 8
Coding region: 108-1151 (347 amino acids)
Biological process (GO): mRNA 3'-end processing by stem-loop binding and cleavage; mRNA transport
Cellular component (GO): cytoplasm; histone pre-mRNA 3'end processing complex
Molecular function (GO): histone pre-mRNA stem-loop binding; mRNA binding
Source: RefSeq, a predicted model, not a curated record
UGCCCCACCCCGCCCUACGGGGGUCGGAGGUCAUCUCGCCAGGUGCUAAUUUAAACCUGGAGUGGCAAACAUGGCGUGUUUUCUCACUGACUGCUGCUGCAAACAGCAUGACAACGCGCAUAGACACGGCGCUGCACAGCCCGCCGGAGGCGAGGGGAUGGUCCAUGCCACUUUGGUCAGGCCACUGUGUGCCACCAGAGGGCGCUGUGACCAGACCGGGUCCUCACUCUUACGGGCUGGAGCCAUGGCUUCUCCCUGGUUGCAGUUCUGUGUAUGACAGUUUGGUCAGUAACUCUGGAACGGAAACGCCACCCCCCUCUGACUUUAGCGGGGAUGUGGACACCGGUGACAUCACACAACCACCUCGCAGAUCUUCCAUCCUGGAGCGAUGCAUCCUGAGAAUGUCCACUGCCAGCGUUGCCGUGGGAACGGAGGACACCCUCUGCGCUCACGCUCGGGACAUGGAGGCGCUCGAGAGGGCUCAGUCACAGAUGCACCAUGGGCCCCGCUCUCUGGACCCGUCCCGGUGCGAGACCAACGAGGCGGUACUGAAGCGCCGGCAGAAACAGAUCCAGUACGGCAAGGGCACCUGCGGAUACCAGAACUACCUGCAGCAGGUCCCAAAACGCCUGCGGCACCCAGGGCUCCACCCCCGCACCCCGAACAAGUACCGCAAAUACAGCCGGCGCUCCUGGGACCGGCAGGUGCGUGUGUGGAGGAGGGCCCUGCAUGCCUGGGACCCCCCCUCCGGCUCCCCCCACGAUGCCUCCAGCCUGUCGCAGGCCAGCGUGGAGUCGGUCGACCCGGCGGAACACCUACCAGAGUUGCUGCAGCGGAUGAACACAGAUCUGUGUGAGCGAGAGGGAGCGGGGGGGAGCCGGCUGGACCCCAGCGUCCCACAGGGGCCCUCCACAGCCCUCCCUGCCCUGGUGUCACCACUUACCUCCUCACUCUGCCCACAGGUGGGAGCGCCUGGACUCCCAGCGCCUGCCUCUCGCCCUGACCUGGCGUACUCCUUCAACACCCUGCUGUCUGCGGAGGAGAACGUGCUUGGCUGGCUCCGGUUCCUCCUGGAGACCGACCACGCCCAACAUCUGCAGCCGGACGGCUUCGUCCACGGCCGAGGCUUCCAGGGAGACCAGAGAGAUUAAUCUCCCACCGCGCUGGAGCGGAGUAGUCAUAAUUUCCUUUGACAGAGGGACCUGUACUGACCAUGAAAUCAUCCUUGUUUUUGUUUUCCCCCCCCCCCCCUUUCCCCCUAAAACGUGGCACUGCAAAACAGUUCUGGUUCUGCACGCGCGCACGCGCACACACUUGCAGCCUUGCACACAAUUUUUAGUUUUUACACUUUUCACAUUGCUCUGUCUUUGUGUUUUGAAAUUAAUUGCAAAUUUGCACACUUCACCCCCCUCUGAAACACUGCUGCCUGCGUGCUGGGAUUUCUCACUCCAGCAUGUAGUUUCUCAUUUUCAUGUUCCGUUCUGGACCUGCCCAGUGCAUUAUGGGAUUGGAGUAUUUCCGUGGAGUGCCGUGCCAGUCGGUCUGGUUCUGUUUCACAAUAUCAAUUAUGCAUUCUUUUCACCGAAUUCUUCCCAUCUCACCAAACACCCUUUUUUAGGAACUGAAUUCUUAGUGAAAAUGGGCUAAAAUUACACCUUGUUUUGUGUUUGUUUUAGUUGAUUUUAUUUUUGCUUGUUUGUCAUUUUGUACUUUAGUACUAAUGCAAAGUGAAUAAAAAGUUCAAUAUACAGCACAAUAUAUUUCAGUAUUAAUUUCAGGUUUGAACAGCGCUGUCAGUUUCGGUUAAAUUAUAGGUUUCAAUUUAAAAUAAAAAAUGGUGUUUUCUCUCGGCAUCAGUUUAUAUGAGAAGUGUAUAUUGCCCGAAUGUAAUGUAACGUAUGCGAAGCCAAAACGCUGAUUGCAGUAAUGCGAAUGUCCAGAGGGUGGCGGCAGAUUCGUAACCCCACUCCCAACGGUUGACCGAAAUGGCAUGCCCUGCUAAAUCUGUAAAGUUGGUUUAUUCGUUGUAAAGGUGUUUGUUCUUAACAACGCAGGCGAUGCGUCUCUGUGUUCUGAUGGUUCAUUAAAGACACCCCUUAACUUUCCAGUUAACCCUGAAUGCAUCUUUCCAUUUUGUGGGUCC